UACUCGACCAUGGUCGAAUAUACCGUAGAUUGGUAUACUCGACCAUGUUGAAUAUACAGGAAUAUGGUAUACUCGAUAAUGGUCGAAAAUACCGGAAUAUGGAAUACACGACCAUGGUUGAAUAUACCGAAGUAUGGAAAACUCGAUCAUGAUCGAAUAUACCGAAGUAUGGUGUACUCGACCAUGGUCUAAUAUAUACAGGAAUAUGGUAUACUCGAUUAUGGUCGAAUAUACUAGAAUAUGGUACACUCGAAAAUUGAAGGUAUAUUUUGCUUAUAGGAAGCGGCUUUUUUGAAGGGAGAUUUUUUCGGAGAUCCGCCUGUGUUUAGGUGUCUUAUAAUUGCAUUAAGUACAAUUAAGAGAUUAGAUGACGACUUAUUAGCUAAUUUUAAUAAUUAAGACGAUAACGAGGUCAAUAAGGCUUGUCAUCUUGUUAUUGCUGUUUAGUUCAGUAUGCUCAUAUAUUAACAUUAAAUACUUCGUUAAAACAAGUAUUAACUAUCAGAAUUGCAAUAAGAGUGUUUUGCUCCGUUGCCUCUAGAAGAGGAAAACGAAGGCUAAGAUCACCAUUCGAACUAUGGCACAUAACACUUCCGAUGUUUUGACUGAGAUAAAAAUGAUGUACUCAAGCAUAUUUUCUGUUUCUAUCUGCAUUUUUGGUGUAAUUGCUCACAUGUUCCUUUUUGUUGCUUUCAUCAAGGAUCCUCUGAAAUGCUUCAAGAACUCAGGAACAUAUCUCGUGGGAAAUUUGGCAAUUUCGGAUCUCCUGACCAGUCUCAUCUCUCCGAUUUAUUUCGUUCAUCGUCAUUUCCUUGGCACUUGGCACUCGGUUCUCCUGUUCGCCAAGCACGUUUGCAUGAGCGAAUCCAUUUUCACGAUAGCGAUAAUUUCAAUGGAUCGGUUUCUAAUGACUGUAUAUCCCAUAAAAUAUCGAAUUUUGAUGGAAGGAAAGCGUCUCAUCGUAUGGUUGAUUUGUACUUGGCUGAUUUCAUUUGGAAUUUCUACGAAGGUUUUCCUAUUAGACCCUUUGAACAAAAUUGGCGAAGUAGCGACGCUGGUCAUUAACUUUUUCGCAGGGGCGGUGAUUAUAUUUUCAUGUGUGAUGUAUGGGUUAACAUACUAUAAGUUGAAGAAGCAGUACAGAAACUUUGCUCCAGAAAAUAUUUCAAAUCGACAGGGGCAGGCACGAGUUAUGAAAGAAAAACGUUUCCUCAGAACUAUUAGUUUUGUAGCUUGUAUUCAAAUCGUUUGUAUCCUGCCUUCCGCAACAUUUUUUAACUUUCGAAUAUUUCAGGCUCCGCUAAUGGAUAGUCCAUCAGCAUGGAUUACGACGCAUAUUCUUUAUGGGUUAUUUUACCUCAAUUUUGCUGUGAAUCCUCUGGUGUAUAUAUGGCGUUUACCAAAUUAUCGAAAAACGUUUUAUUUAUUGUAUUGUUGUAAGCUGUAACUUAAAGGCUUUAGAACAAAAAUAUUCUAUGGUCAGAAAAAGUGGGGAUGCGAAGUUUGUGUAACCGGGGGGAUAAAGACGUUUCCCUGACUGACGCCCGUAUUCAAAGCUCCUAUUCAAAACAUGGUUAUGACUUAUAACACUAACCAUGAGUUAUGAUCUAUCAUAGAAGAUAGAAGCCAACCUGGUCGUUUUUGAAAACAAUUAAUUUCUUUGGCAACACUUUGACUUAACACUUGUAGAGGACAGCACAAUGAUAUAGCUAUAUUUAAUCGUGAUAAGCACCAGCAAAAUAAAAUUGUAUCUUGUAUUAUACUUCAUUGUACGUAUUCUGUUGUGUUUUAUAUCAAAAAGAUAGCCAUGAAGAAAACCACGA
Dendronephthya gigantea is the source of this 1823-nucleotide messenger RNA. Its product is annotated as alpha-1A adrenergic receptor-like. The transcript has a single exon. Gene Ontology annotation, biological process: G protein-coupled receptor signaling pathway. Gene Ontology annotation, cellular component: membrane. The record is from RefSeq and is a predicted model, not a curated record. Bases 617 to 1447 code for a protein of 276 amino acids. Lineage: Eukaryota; Metazoa; Cnidaria; Anthozoa; Malacalcyonacea; Nephtheidae. Gene Ontology annotation, molecular function: G protein-coupled receptor activity.